AUGUUCUGGGACUGCGCUACCGUUUCCGCUUGCGAGGCCCUCCCCGCCGGUCUCCCACAAUCCCUUGACAGCAAAGCUGCUACAGAUCGCCACUGGCGCCAACGCCUACAAGAGGCUGACAUUACCGUGCGCUCACUGGUCAAGACCUCCGAAGAUUCCCUCGAGAAGCUAUGGGAGAGGGUCGUCCGCACCUACACCUCCUGUAUUCUCACCAAGCAUGUUGAUAAAGACAACGCCAUUUGGGGUAUAGCGAAACUCAUGCGCGACAUGCUAGAUCAGGAGUAUGCACAUGGACUAUGGUCUGGCCGCCUCGAGGAACAACUUGCAUGGCAGGUAGUGUGCCGGCCUAAGGGGUUGGACGCAAAGAAAGAGGGCCCGAGCCCAACGGAAGCAAAGGAGGAGAAUCCCUUUCCGCACUGGUCGUGGACUUACUUGGAUGUGCCAAUCCAGGUUGUCCCAAGGUUCCGAGGUAACCCCCGGUUUUACGUGGCGACUAAUCAUGAAGGAGGUAAGGUCGGAUUCCAGUUUAAAGAGCCAUUUCAAUGGCGCUUGAAGAGAGAGAAUGUCCUUGUGGAGAAGCAGGAGCUUGAACGCAUUGCGCCGAAGCUUGAAAAUCCCGAGGGCAGUGGGAAAGCUCAGGAGACAGUCGUUGUUGGGGGACCCACUAAUAAUCCAGCAGGCAACGCGUGGCCGCCAGACGAACGCUCCGAGCUUGGUAAUCAGGAGAUUGAAAUACAGGCACAUAUCUGCAAAGGUACGCUUCGGUUUGUAGCCGAAAAGGAACGGUGGAUGGUUGUGGUUGAUGGAAUUCAGAGUGAUGCUGUGAUUGAGGCCUUUCCGGAUACUGAACCAGCCCAAGAUGAGGCUCAAUGUGAGUUUCUUUUGCUUGCGGCAUCGAGGGUGUUUAUAGACAAACUUGGACACGAGAUCAAGGACUGUGACGAGGAAGAUGACAUUCAGUAUGGCGAAAUCGAGGAGAAUACUGUCGAGGAGGGUAAUGACGGAGAGGAUGCAGUUGAGGACGACGGAUACGAGGAUAUAAAAUAUUCGGGAGUCGGAAUUCUGGUGGAGCGGAAUGAUUAUCGGCUAAAGAGGACUGGCGCCGUAACAUUCCGGCAAAUAUGCUUCAAUGAUUGGCGGCAUUUCCGUUCAGCCUGCGGUGAGAAAGAGUUCAUCAAUGAUGAGCUCCGAGUUAAGAGGGGCCAGAUGGUGACGCUCAUUUGA
Messenger RNA from Colletotrichum spaethianum, 1224 nucleotides. RefSeq lists its product as uncharacterized. The transcript has a single exon. NCBI's taxonomy places the organism in Eukaryota, Fungi, Ascomycota, Sordariomycetes, Glomerellales, Glomerellaceae. The coding region runs from base 1 to 1224 and encodes 407 amino acids. The record is from RefSeq and is a predicted model, not a curated record.